Molecule: messenger RNA, 791 nt
Organism: Cuculus canorus (common cuckoo)
Lineage: Eukaryota; Metazoa; Chordata; Aves; Cuculiformes; Cuculidae
Product: acrosin-binding protein-like
Exons: 3
Coding region: 195-659 (154 amino acids)
Cellular component (GO): nucleus; acrosomal vesicle
Source: RefSeq, a predicted model, not a curated record
UUCCUCCAUGCGGUUUGGCCAAGAGUCCAACGUUUCUUUGGAAAGGGUUUUUUUGCUGUGCUUUGGGGUUGUUUUCCCCGCUUGCACUUUUGAACUAAAGGUCUGUCUCUUCAGCUGAUGACCAGAGAUGAGGCUUGAUUUCCUCCCUCCUUUUCUCUGUCAACCUUUCAGACCUCAAGAAUGACGAGGCAGUGAUGAUCCUGUGCUCUGUGGUGAUGAAGGAAAACUGUCUCACAUCACUGCUCACCAAGUCUUGGAAGGAGCUAGAAGAGAGACUCUUUGGCUUUGGAGAUUCGGUGUGUGACAGCAUGGGUCGGCGCCACAUGGACCUGCACCCUCACUCUGCUUUCUGUUCGCUGAAGAUGGAGCAGUGUCAGAACAGGAAAAACCUGAAACGCGUUCACUGUGAUUCAAGCAACUUUACCAACUACAUCAGCCCUCAGGUCUCAGCCCAGCUCCAGGCUGCAGAGAAGGAGACCAGCUCCUCACAGCCCUUGCAGGUCAACAAAACGGAGAAUUUAGGAGGGCCGAGGGUAGAGCAGUGGUGCAGCCGGAUAGCGAGCCGUGGUUGUGAAGAUCCUCGUGUGUCUCUGUGGUUGAAGGCAGAGUACAAUGCCUUCCAAGAAGGAGAUGCUCCAGCCCAGGUGGGUGCCCAGUAGAUGCUCCCAUUCCUCCUCCUUCUCCUUCUCUGGCCUUCAUUCCCAUCUCCCCAGAUCUGCGACUCAAACGGAGUGAGGUACCCGAACUAAUGCACCUUCAAGAGCCACCAGUGUCUCCAGCAGAGCCUCUAC